Molecule: messenger RNA, 2299 nt
Organism: Vitis riparia (riverbank grape)
Lineage: Eukaryota; Viridiplantae; Streptophyta; Magnoliopsida; Vitales; Vitaceae
Product: receptor-like serine/threonine-protein kinase At4g25390
Exons: 1
Coding region: 220-2166 (648 amino acids)
Biological process (GO): protein phosphorylation
Molecular function (GO): protein kinase activity; ATP binding
Source: RefSeq, a predicted model, not a curated record
GGAGAAGCAAACAAAAGGCCACAGAAUUCUUUCAGAAAGAAUCAUUUCCUUCAACUUCGUCACUGAAAAGCAGAAGACGAAGGGCUAAAGAGAAGAAGAAGAGAAGCAGAGGAGAAUUUUACUUCAAUUCUCACGGCAGACUCUCUGAUGCAGUCAUGGCCCUCCGUUCUCCUUGAUCAUCUUUGGUAAUUUUUUCAGUUUUUCUUGGGUCUUGUCACUAUGGCAGAUAGCCUGCCUCCGCCAUUCCCAGUUCCAUCUCCACCGCCAUCGGCGUCUCCCACCACCCAAUUCCACCCCUCUCCCCACCACGGUGCCCCGCCCCCAUCUCGCCUCCUUACUCCGGUAGCUGGCGUUCUCGCCGGCUUCUCUUUCCUCCUCUGCCUGGUUGUUUUCUUCAGGAAACUCUGGCGGAAACGCACCGUUCCCGCCGAUGCCAAGCCGCCGUACCGCUACUCCUACUCUGUCCUUCGCCAUGCUACGUCGUCGUUCUCAGCCGCCAACCGCCUCGGCCAGGGAGGGUUCGGCUCCGUCUAUCGUGGCACCCUCAAGUCAGGGAAAGAAAUCGCCGUCAAGGUAAUGGACUCCGGCUCUCUCCAAGGAGAGCGAGAGUUCCAGAACGAGCUCUUCUUCGGUGGCAGGAUCGACUCAAAUUACAUUGUGCCGGUCAUCGGCUUCUCCUCUGACCGGCGGCGUCAGAGAAUGAUUCUCGUCUAUGAGUUGAUGAGUAACGGAAACUUGCAAGAUGCUUUGCUGGAUCGCAAGUGCUCGGAGCUGAUGGACUGGAAGAAAAGGUUUGAAAUUGCUAUGGAUGUCGCCAAAGGAAUUGAAUAUCUUCACAGCUUGGACCCGCCCGCGAUUCACGGCGAUAUUAAGCCUAGUAACAUACUAUUAGAUCGGUGCUUCUCGGCGAAAAUCGGCGAUUUUGGUCUGGCAAAGUCGAAAUCGGAGGAUCAGGUGGUGGUGGUGGUGGUGGAUGAUGCAAUAAAGAUGAACGGCAGAGAGGAGGCGAAGAAGAAGGAAUUAGUGAGCUGUGGUGGAGGUGCAGUGGAUGAUAAUGCGUCGGUGGUGGAGGAUACAGAGAGCGUGGCAACGGGGUUCGAGGAGAUGAGUGUGAAUGUGGAGCAGUCGCCAGAGAGCUUCGCCGUGGAUGCAGUGGCAUCGUCUCCGGGAUCAGAGACUUUUGAUAGGGUUAGUGUUGAGAGUGUCGGGGGAAAGAGGAAGAAGAACAUGAUCGGGAAGGAUGGGUGGCCGCGGCAGGAUAAUGGGGCGACGGAAGUGGGUUCUGUAAAGGACUAUGUGAGAGAAUGGAUGGGAAUGGAGCUAAGAAAGGAAAGUCCCAAUGACCACUGGAUUGGGGCAUCUUCUAGUGGUGCUAAUUUGGACAAGUUAGAGAAAAAGAAGGAAAAGAGUUGGAAGAAGGAGAAGAGGAGGCCGGCCAGGGAGUGGUGGAAGGAGGAAUUUUGUGAGGAGCUUGCUAGGAAAAAGAAGAAGAAGAUGAAGCGCCAAAAGGGGAGGGAUAAGGACUUUGGGGGAGAAAAUUGGUGGCCGACAGAUGAUGAUAUGCAUGUAGAUAGGAAGAAGAAGAGUAAGAGGAGCAGCAGAGGUGGGAGUAAGGGUAGUGUGGAUUGGUGGUUGGAUGGGCUGAGUGGUGAGCUUUGGAGAGCUCGGCGCAACAGCCAUGAUUCGGCCAGUGGGGAAAUUCCAAAGAGUGGUGGUAUAAGCAGCACGCCGAGCAUGAGGGGAACGAUGUGUUAUGUUGCUCCUGAGUAUGGUGGUGGUGGAGACGUGUCGGAGAAGUGUGAUGUGUAUAGCUUUGGGGUUCUGCUGCUGGUUGUCAUUGCUGGCCGACGGCCACUUCAGGUGACCGCCUCACCCAUGGCGGAAUUUCAAAGGGCAAAUCUUAUAUCUUGGGCUCGGAACCUUGCCCGUGCUGGGAAGCUUAUUAAUCUGGUUGAUCAAUCUAUUCAGUCUUUGGACCGAGAACAAGCUCUCUUAUGCAUCAUGGUUGCCCUCAUCUGCCUCCAGAAAUCACCUGCCCGGCGUCCUUCCAUGAAAGAAGUUGUGGGCAUGCUUUCAGGUGAUUCAGAGCCUCCCAAGCUACCAUUUGAAUUUUCCCCUUCACCUCCCUCCCGCUUUCCCUUCAAGUCCCAAAAGAAAGUUCGGUGAGUUCCUAAUGUUUGGUAUAGAUUUUCAUGAACAGUAUUAUACUGCAGUAGAGCAUUAUUUUAUCAUCUUUGUGGAUGAUCAGUGUAAAUAAAAGAAUUUUUUACGUUUGAUGAAUGCGGGCCUUUUCCCUUUC